Molecule: messenger RNA, 1218 nt
Organism: Brettanomyces nanus
Lineage: Eukaryota; Fungi; Ascomycota; Pichiomycetes; Pichiales; Pichiaceae
Exons: 1
Coding region: 1-1218 (405 amino acids)
Biological process (GO): protein phosphorylation; cellular response to oxidative stress
Molecular function (GO): calcium/calmodulin-dependent protein kinase activity; ATP binding
Source: RefSeq, a predicted model, not a curated record
AUGUCUUUCAUAGGUUUAUCCAAAAAGCGUCAAUAUGAGUUCCAGGAAACGCUGGGGGCAGGAUCCUUUGGUACUGUUCGUAAGGCUGUGGUGAAGAAGAGCGGCGAGUCUGUUGCCAUCAAGAUUAUUCUCAAAUCAAAGCUUAAAGGUCACUUGGACGUUGUUGAAAGAGAGAUUAAGCUAAUGGCUGUUGUGUCUCAUCCCCAUAUCGUUCGCUUGAUAGAUUGGUUUGAAACAAAGCAUAACUACUAUAUAGUGACUCAAUUGGCUACAGGAGGCGAACUCUUCGAGAGACUAGUACAGAAGACUUGUUUUACUGAGUACGAUGCAUGUGAGAUCGUUUAUCAAUUACUUACUGCCAUUGAUUAUCUUCACUUUAAGGGAAUUGUUCAUAGAGAUAUCAAACCGGAAAAUGUAUUAUAUCUGACAAAGGAAGAGGGUUCUCCAGUGGUGUUGGCCGAUUUUGGUGUUUCCAAGCAGAUUUCUGCUGGAGGGAAUGAGAAAAUCACAGGUUUGGCUGGUUCUUAUGGCUAUAUUGCCCCAGAAGUGUACGCUAGCGAGGGUUUUGGUGACCUAUACGGUCUUGGUAAGGGAGGAUACACUAAAGCCUGCGACAUUUGGUCUUUAGGUGUCGUUGCAUACACUCUGAUAGGCGGAUAUUCGCCAUUUAGAGCAGAAACUCCAGAGGAAUUUCUCCAAGAGGUGAGAAGUAAUAAUUUUGUCGUGUUUCACCAGAAGUACUGGAAGGAUAUCUCUGAGGAAGCCAGAGAUUUCAUCGUUAAGACUUUGGAUAUCGACAACCGUCGUAGACCCGCAGCCAAGAAGUUGCUCGAGCAUCCUUGGAUAGUCCAUCAUCUCGAACACAAGAAAAGUCCUCCUGAGCAACGCAAUAUCAUCUCCAAUAUUCAGGAGGGAGUCAAUGCUGAGGCCAAAUUACGCAAGGCUGUCAGAUUGAUUAUGAUGAAGAAUAAAUUAGCCAAGUUGAGAGACCUGAGAGCUUCUGCCGAUAGUGAUUUUGACUCCGAGUCUGAAGAUUUCGUUUUCCAUGGAACGCCGACGGAUCAGAAAGUUAUCAAAGAUUUCUCUGCAUUAUCGUUAGAUGAAAAGCAGGAAAGAAGCAAUCAUUUAACUUCUGCGUUCCAGAACUUGGUCAAAUUGGCUCAGGAAUCUAAGGACCAAAUACGUGAGUUUCAGAAGACCGAUAAGGAAACUAAGUAG